AUGCAACUGCGACGGGAAAAGGGGUUGUGCUUUACUUGCAACGAUAAAUUCUCGUGGAAGCACAAAUGUCCGAAUCGCCAAUACAUGAUUCUGCAGGUGGAUGAACCGGAUGGCGAUGUUUCCUCCUCUGUUGUCGCCGAACCUGUUCCACCGGAUCUUCCGUCGGAUGAUUCUCCAACUUUGCAUCAUUUUUCUGACAACUUAAUUCAGAUGGAGAAGAUUCCAAAAAGGAAAUCUCAAUCCAAUCGCUGGGUGAAUAACGAGUGGGACCGGUUGGAUCCAACUGCGACCCAUAUUGGUAAAUGUUCAGCUGAUGCUUCAGAAAAAAAUUAG
Messenger RNA from Vicia faba (fava bean), 333 nucleotides. The record is from the annotation of a GenBank genome assembly. NCBI's taxonomy places the organism in Eukaryota, Viridiplantae, Streptophyta, Magnoliopsida, Fabales, Fabaceae.